Molecule: messenger RNA, 1641 nt
Organism: Triticum turgidum subsp. durum (durum wheat)
Lineage: Eukaryota; Viridiplantae; Streptophyta; Magnoliopsida; Poales; Poaceae
Source: the annotation of a GenBank genome assembly
AUGGGGUUGCUGGCACUCAAUCGGCUCAUGUCUAUGCAGCCGGAUUGGCGUCGCCGGCCAACUCAAAGGCGUAAUGGAUUGGUGACUUCAUCCGUAGCCAAAAGAAAGGUCUCACCCUGCCUACACGAUGACAAUUCUGGGAGUGUUAAAAAAUCGAGAUAUUCAGGACCACCCCUUCCAGAGGAUAUAUGGCAUCAUAUAUAUUCUCUGCUUCCUCUGCGAGAUGCUGCACGUGUUGCCUGCGUGUCUCAUACAUUUAAAAGUUACUGGAGACAUUUUCCCAAUCUCAGCUUAACUAGGGAAACACUGGGUUUGCAUGACGGGGUGGAUGGAUUGUCAUGUCGAUGUGAAAUAGCGAUGGAUCUUGCAAGGAAAACCGACCACAUUCUCAAAAACCACUCAGGCAUUGGCGUUAAGGCACUCAAGCUUGAAAUAUGUGGUUUCCCCUUUUUCAACAACUCUUGCGAUCUCGAUCGAUGGCUUCACAUUGCUGUCAAACCAGGGAUUGAAGAACUUGACCUGAAGCUUUUAUCAACUUAUGUAGCUCUUUGUCGAAAAAAAUCUCAUGCAACUAUUUGUCGAAAGAUAUCUGAGGCGGCUUUUUGUCGAAAAAAAUCCCAUACAAAUGUGUACAACUUUCCAUUCUCACUUUUAGAUGGGAGUGGCAAGUCGAUCCAGCAGCUUCAUCUCUACAAUUGUGCCCUCCGCCCCACAACAGGACUUGGCCACUUAAGAAGCCUGACUAGACUCGAAUUGUUUCGUGUGAGUAUUACAGAAGAUGAGUUAAGGUGCCUUUUUUCCAGUUCAAUUGCUUUGGAGAAACUGGUACUCAGGUCCUGCAAUGAAUUAUCUUUCUUGGAGAUACCUAGCAUGUUGCAGCAACUUAACCACCUGGUUGUCAUGGAUUGUGGAAAUCUGGAAGUGAUAAAGAGCAAAGCCCCUAAUCUAUACAUUUUUCAUUAUGGUGGUACCCUAAUACCGCUAUCACUUGGUGAUUCAUUGCAGAACCUAUACAUUGAUGCUUUAUUAGGUCGUCAAGAUGUUGUUCCUUAUCCUUGGGCCGAUCUUCUGCGCAUGGUGCCACAUCUUGAAGAUCUCCAAAUAUCUUCGUAUUGUGCGAGGGAUACACUGGUGGUGCCUGGCAAAUUCCUCCACCUCCAAUGCCUAUGUAUUGGGGCUUUUAACCCAGACUAUGAUUAUUUGUCUCUGGUUUCUUUUCUCGAUGCGUGUCCUUCCUUGGAGACUUUCAUUUUAUCCGUAGAUGCGGAUCGCGUGAGGCAAGAAUCGGUUUUAGCAGAAUCUUCGCAUGAUCUAAGGCAGAUGCCAGGACACGUGCAUAGGAACAUAAAGGAUGUGUUUAUCAUUGGCUUUUGUUCAGCGAAGAGCAUGGUUGAGUUAACAUGCCAUAUGCUUGAGAAUGCGAAGUCGCUUGAGUACCUUACACUGAACACCUCUUCGAACCCUGAAAUUUCGUGCUCUGAUAGUGAAAAUGGUAGAUGCCUCCCGAUGAGCAAGCAUAUGAGGAAGGAAGCCCGCAAAGCGCUCUUGGCCGUGGAAAGAUACAUUUUGGGGAAAGUUCCCUGUAGUGUGGAGUUAGAAGUUGUGAAGCCUUGCAGCCGGUGCAAUACUCUUGAAAUUUAG